AUGUACCAUCACGGUCAAUCUCCUCUCAAGGGUUCGUACAUAUCUCUCGAUACGUUGGAUAGGCAAGAAGAAAUGAGGGGGCAUACCUACGAAGAUACACCUGGUGAGGCGUCAAUCAGCCCCCUAUCGCCAUUGAUUCGCCACGUCGGAUCUCGACUGGAGUUUUCAGAGAGAUCUUCCUCUGAAUACGCUGCAAGAGAAACCCCAGGUCACCCCGACAGUGAUUGUCAAAAUGGAAAUCAGUCCAAAACCGGGUCACGAAGGCGGAUGCCAACAGGUUGGAGGCUUGGCACGAUGCUGGCAGCCGCCUUGACAUUUGUCAUCUUCCUGAUAAACACGAUUCUUGCUGUGGUGUUCACUUCAAGCGUUCGCCAGAGCGGAUAUUCCGGCAGCAUCGCACCUGUUCGCACUGGCGAUUGCGGAGCCAUCAAGUCGCUUGCAACCGGCACCCACAUUCUCAUCAAUAUCGUCAGCACGUUGCUCCUUGGUGCAAGCAACUAUUGCAUGCAGACCGUCAGCGCCCCAACGCGACAAAAUGUCGACAAGGCUCACGCCCGGGGCAAAUGGCUGGACAUUGGAAUCCCUAGUGUCCGCAACUUGCGUUAUAUCGAGAAGAGAAGGCUUCUCAUCUGGCUCUGCUUAGGCCUUUCAUCUGUCCCACUCCACUUCGUUUAUAACUCCGUAUUCAUUGUGUCCACUACAAACCAUUUAUACCGAAUCCUGCUGGUUAACGAAUCUUUCAUCAAGGGAGAACCGUUUUACAAAGACAACUGGUCACCCUCCGAGCCUGGGCUCGUUCAGAGCCUACAGUUCAUACAAGAGGCAGUGCAGAACGAUGAAUAUGAAAAGUUGGCACCGGACGACUGUAUAAAAGCGUAUGCAAAGAGUGUAGUCUAUGACAGAGCAAACGUCGUUGUGGUACUCGACCCAACAGAAGACUGCCACGAGUUUAAAAACUUGACCAUAUUUUCUUAUGAGGGUAGUACUAUGCACUGCGAGCCUCCAAUGAACAGCUCCAUCUACGCUUCGCUCCUCUACACAGCCAGUUUCACUGACAUUACGGGCACGACUGAUUGGUUUUCUUGGAUAUGCUCCCUGCAUUCUGAUGAGGCAUAUCGGUCGAGGCAGCCGAAGUGCAGCGACGGAGCUUGGAAGAACCAGAUGAGCCCAGCUACUUGGGCAAUAGGAACCGCCCGAGUCGAGUACUGCUUGAGCCAGAAACCGAAAGACCAAUGCCAGCUGAACGUUGCUCUCAACCUCAUCUAUGUGGUUGUCUGCUUCAAUGCUGUAAAAUUUGUGGUCAUUGUUUUCUUAGCCUUGAGCAAUCUGGUGAAUCGAGAACCCCUUGUCACCAUUGGAGACGCCGUUGCCUCGUUCAUCGACUCUCAAGAACGAGCGACGAAGGGAAUGUGCUUGCUGUCCUCUGCUGAGGUCCAUGCUUCUCAAAAAUUGGAUGAAAAUCAAGAGAUACCAGCCGUCGUAUAUAAGCCGCAGAACAGCAGAUGCUCGGCGGCCGUUAGCCUUCGCCGCUGGCUGUUGGCUUCCAUACUUAUCUUUGUAGCUUUAGCUAUUCUCAUCGGGCUGCUGGGGUAUGGUGCAUAUGAUUUGACCGAGCGUUUCUCACGUGGUGAUGGACAAUCGAUGUGGGAUCUUGGCAUCGGUACCAUCAAUCCAUAUACGGUCAUUGGCUGGAACUUGCCGAGACUAGGCGAGGCGUCGGUCAUAGUUACUGUACUGGUUUCCAACUUGCCCCAAGUCCUGCUUUCUUUUCUCUAUCUCAAUCUGAAUGGCCUGAUCACAUCGAUGGCGGGUGCUAUCGAGUGGUCGAAGUAUGGCCAAGGUACUCAGCGCCCCCUCCGUGUAUCUUUCCCAAAAGGGAGCCAGCGGUCAACAUUCUUCUUACAGCUUCCGUACCGAUAUAGUAUCCCGAUGCUGUCUCUCUCGGUUUUGAUGCAUUAUAUGGUCUCUCAGAGCUUGUUUGUUGUGCAGGUGUUCGACAAGCUCACCGGGCUACCUGGAUAUGAUGCAGAUUAUCCGGGCGUUGAUAAGGCAAUUACGGUCCCUGCCUACUCCCCCAUGGCCAUUAUCUUGACAAUUAUUAUCGUGGGAGUAACAUUCUUUGGCAUAGUGGGAUUAGGUAGGGUCCGAUUGAGGGAUGGCCUACCUGUAACCAGGAACAGUAGCUUGGUUAUCUCAGCCGCAUGCCACCCAUUGGAGGGGACCUCAAGCAUGGAUGCCGUGAAAUGGGGGGUGGGACUAACUGCAGAAGACCAGGUGGGCCAUUGCUCCUUUUCCAAUCAUGAGGUUGGUUUCCCGGAGGAAGGAAAGGCAUACUCGUAA
This is a messenger RNA of Clonostachys solani, 2340 nucleotides long. The record is from the annotation of a GenBank genome assembly. Lineage: Eukaryota; Fungi; Ascomycota; Sordariomycetes; Hypocreales; Bionectriaceae.